AUGAGUGGAUCUAAAGGAAACCCACCACCACCCCCUCAACAAUUUAAUCUUUUGCCAAAAAUUAUAAACGGCGGCAUUGCCGGAAUUAUUGGCGUGUCUGUAGUAUUCCCAUUGGACUUGGUCAAAACAAGGCUGCAGAACCAGACCGUCGGGCCCAAAGGAGAACGACAGUACAAGAACAUGUUGGACUGUUUCAAACAGACAUACAGAGCGGAGGGCUACUUCGGUAUGUACCGAGGGUCCGCGGUGAACAUUAUAUUGAUUACGCCGGAGAAGGCAAUCAAGCUUGCCGCCAAUGAUCUGUUUCGUUAUCAUCUUACUCUACCAGACGGGUCUUUACCAAUAGUGCGACAAAUGUGCGCGGGCGCGAUGGCCGGCGCUUGUCAAAUAGUAAUAACCACUCCUAUGGAGUUAUUGAAGAUCCAAAUGCAGGACGCGGGCAGAAUAGCGGCACAAGCGAAAGCUGGUGAGAAUAAUCAACUUGUAUCUGGCAACACUAACAAAGUAGAGGGCAGAAAGUUCGAGCGUAUCACAGCGAUGCAAUUAACACGUAAACUUUUAAGUGAACGCGGUAUAUUUGGUUUAUACAAGGGCAUAACGGCGACCGCGGCAAGAGACGUUUCCUUCAGUAUCGUGUAUUUCCCGUUAUUUGCCACCCUUAAUGAUCUCGGGCCGAGGGAAAAUCCCAAUGAUGCACCACCAUUCUGGUGGUCGUUCCUGUCGGGGUGCGCGGCGGGCUCCACGGCGGCGCUGGCCGUCAACCCCAUGGACGUGGUGAAGACGCGCAUGCAGACCAUCACCAAGGGCACCAACGAGAGGCAGUACUCGUCCAUCUUUGAUUGUAUCACAAAAACGUUGACCCAAGAAGGUCCCACGGCGUUCUUCAAGGGUGGCGCCUGCCGAAUGAUUGUCAUCGCGCCACUGUUCGGCAUUGCUCAAAGUAUUUAUUAUAUAGGUCUUGCAGAAAACUAUCUAGGAAUAAAA
Brenthis ino (lesser marbled fritillary) is the source of this 984-nucleotide messenger RNA. NCBI's taxonomy places the organism in Eukaryota, Metazoa, Arthropoda, Insecta, Lepidoptera, Nymphalidae. The record is from the annotation of a GenBank genome assembly.